UCACGGGGCCGGGCGAGGCUCACCUGACCGGAGGGACCCCGGCGGGGCCUGAGGCGGAGGCUGGCGGUCGGUAUUUGUGGUGGCCGAGGUCUGCUCUACACCCUGGCCAGACGCGGACCCACCCAAGCGCCUCUGGCCGUGGCAGGGGUUCGAGCCCCACUAGAGGAUGCUCGUCCCCAGACUUGGGGUCCCAGGGGUGUCACACAGCAGCCGAGGGAGAAACCUGCAGAGCUCGGCACACCCACCACCUCUGCCCCGAGGUGUGAGCCUGUAGCCAGACACCCUGGCUACGUCUACACAGCAAAACCCUCCACCAGGGACUCACACUUCAGCCUGCCACACACGCCGGGUUCCUGCACAGCAGCACAAACAAGAGCUGGCUAGAGACGUCCCAACUCAGACACUGAUAAUGCCCCGCCUGAGCCACAGUGGCCACCAGGCUAUUUUUAAUGCCAUGGGAUGAGCCCUGCAAGCCCAUCUCUGUAGACCCAGAUUCUGAGGCUCACUGCUGUGGGUUGGGUUUUUUUUGCUGUAUAGACAAACCCCUUGAAUAUUCCUCUGGUGAGUGCUGCUGCAGACAGGACGGUGGCUGGCUUUAAACUCGGUGGCCCUGUUGCAGUACUUUAGAUGGGAGGUGGUGUUUGGGGUUCAGCUGGAGCCAGUCGGGGUGGCAGUCAUCUGAAGCCCUCUCUCUGGCUUGUCUGAUCAGGACAUUGUUCAGGAUCAGGAUGACGAAGGUCCAGGGUCCCAGGACACGGUACAUAUCUCCACUACCAAGUGUGAUGAUGUCACCCUCCUGGUCUUUGCUCUUUUUGGGGAAAUGCUAGGAUUUCAUGAUCUGGGCCUAGAAGAUCUCAGAAUGGACUCUUACCUGAUCCAAAUGAACGGCAAUAGCGAUGUCCAUGUACAUAGAAAUGGGAACAGCCCCUCCCUGAGGAAGGUGAAAGGCCGGAAGCCUAGAUGGGCAGUCCGGGCCUCUGAGAUGUCCAAGAAGACUUUCAAUCCCAUCCGAGCCAUCGUGGACACUAUGAAAGUGGAACCGAACCCAAACAAGCCCAUGAUCUCCUUGUCCCUAGGUGACCCAACGGUGUUUGGAAACCUCCCCACUGAUGAUGAGGUCACCCAGGCUGUGAAGGAGGCCCUGGACUCAGGGAACUACAAUGGAUAUGCUCCUUCAGUCGGGUACCAGUCUUGCCGGCAGGUAGUUGCUGCGUAUUAUAGCUGCCCCGAAGCACCUCUGGAAGCUCAGGACGUUAUCCUGACGAGUGGCUGCAGCCAGGCUAUCGAACUUGCAUUAGCAGUGCUGGCUAAUCCAGGGCAGAACAUCCUGGUGCCAAGACCUGGCUUCUCUCUCUACAAGACCCUUGCACUCUCCAUGGGGAUUGAGGUCAAAUUCUACAACCUCUUGCCUGAGAAAGCCUGGGAAAUUGACUUGAAGCACUUGGAGUCGCUGGUGGAUGAGAAGACGGCCUGUCUCAUUGUGAACAACCCUUCUAACCCCUGCGGCUCCGUAUUCAGCAAGAGCCAUCUCCAGAAAAUCCUGGCUGUGGCCUCGAGACAAUGUGUCCCCAUCCUAGCUGAUGAAAUCUAUGGAGACAUGGUGUUUGCAGAGUGCAAGUAUGAGCCCAUAGCAACUCUCAGCACCAACGUGCCGAUCCUGUCCUGUGGAGGCCUGGCCAAGCGAUGGCUGGUCCCAGGCUGGAGGAUGGGAUGGAUCCUGGUUAAUGAUCGGAGAGACAUCUUUGGGAAUGAGAUCAGGGAUGGCCUUGUAAGCUUGAGUCAAAGAAUCCUGGGACCCUGCACAAUUGUCCAGGGGGCACUGGAACACAUCAUCCACCGAACACCCCCAGAGUUUUACCACAACACCCUCAGCUUCCUCAAGAUGCCCCUUUAUUUGCGGUGGGGGACCUGUCUUGGGUUCUGGCCAAGAAUUUGUCUCCAGUUUGCUGAGCUGCUUCCUGGAAUGUCCCGAGUCCUGAACUCUCUCAUCUCUGCCUUUCAGUCCAAUGCUGACCUUUGCUACGCUGCCCUGUCUGCCGUCUCUGGACUCCAGCCCGUCCGGCCCUCAGGGGCCAUGUACCUCAUGGUUGGAAUUGAAAUGGAGCAUUUCCCCAAGUUUGAGAAUGACGUGGAAUUCACCAAGCAGCUGAUCUCAGAGCAGUCAGUCUUCUGCCUGCCGGCCUCGUGCUUUGAGUACCCCAAUUUCUUCCGGGUGGUGCUAACGGUGCCCGAGGAGCUGAUGGUGGAGGCCUGCAGUCGCAUCCAGGAGUUCUGUGAGAGGCACUACCAAGGCAGUGAGGGGGCCCAGGACCUGGAAUGUGACAAGUAGCCAGGAGUGCCCUCCACUCUGCCUCGGCCCAGCCACUCCGUAAAUGAUGCAGCAGUGGGCAGGGCAGGGCUGCCCUCAGGUCAGCACCUACAUCCCAUUGCACCUAAUGCAACUGGAGCAAGCUACCACCCUGCAGAGCUUCUGCAUGUUCCCUGGGCUCAUGGGAACCAGCAGCCAUCAUUCUACCCUGCUCACAAACCCUCAGGCACCCAGUGUCCCACCACCCGCCAGGAGCCCAUGCUCUGGUCUGUGUCAGUGAACCGCAGCACCCUUCAUACAGGGUCUACAGCUUCCACUCAGACAGGCAGCCGUAGCAUGUGGGAGCUGUCACUUAGCUGCUCGGUUUGAGGGUCUCUGUUGUUGCAGGGCACUAGCUGGGAGACCCCAGGCUGAAUGCAAGACGACAACUUCUAAUUCCCUUCACUAGCAGUUACACUGGAUGCUGAGCUGGACUCUUCCACUGACAGAACCAUGCAUGGAAAGAGGGCUGUGUCGGAGCAGAGUGCUCAGCCUCUUUCUGGCUGGAGCCAGGCUGGACAGUCUGGAGUACAUGUGGCAUAAUGGACCCUUAUCUGUCUACACCACAGAAUGUCACUGACUGUACCUGAUGUCUCCCCUUUACGUUGUCUAAGGAGCAGGAGCUCUGUGUACUCAGCCCUUGGUGUUGCAAAGGGCAUAAAUUAUUGUAACUUUUUUAUUAAUAAAUGUUUGGAUGUG
Molecule: messenger RNA, 3046 nt
Organism: Mauremys reevesii (Reeves's turtle)
Lineage: Eukaryota; Metazoa; Chordata; Testudines; Geoemydidae
Gene: TAT
Product: tyrosine aminotransferase
Exons: 14
Coding region: 821-2329 (502 amino acids)
Biological process (GO): biosynthetic process; aromatic amino acid catabolic process
Molecular function (GO): pyridoxal phosphate binding; L-tyrosine:2-oxoglutarate transaminase activity
Source: RefSeq, a predicted model, not a curated record